AUGCGUCAAGAUAUUACAGAUAGUAGUGGACAUAAACGAUUAGCUCAAUUGAUGAUUCAAAUGAGUGAAUGGGCUACAGCGAAAGAAAUCUAUGAAAGUCUCAUGCCAAAAUCUGACAGCAAUAAUUUCAUCAGUAUGGCGUUUUUACAUCAUCAAUUAGGUUAUAUUGCUCGUCAAAUGAGAGAUCUAGAUGAAACAACUGCUUUACUUCACAACAUUGGAUCUGUUCAACAAGAAAAAGAUCAAAUCGAUGAAACACUUCAAAAUUAUCUUCAAGUUAGCGCUAUUCAAGAUAGUUAUUUGCCCAUCAUACAUCCACAUCGAGCGCGAACUUUUGUAACAUCACAAACUGGAAAACUCUAUAUGCAUUCCGACAUAAGAUUAAUAUUUGCACGUAAUAAACUUGAUUAUGAUGAGCGAACAGGAGGUGGACAAUCUCAAUUAGUGACAACAACAGAAAUGCCGACAUCAAAAUAUUGA
This is a messenger RNA of Rotaria sp. Silwood2, 480 nucleotides long. The record is from the annotation of a GenBank genome assembly. NCBI's taxonomy places the organism in Eukaryota, Metazoa, Rotifera, Eurotatoria, Philodinida, Philodinidae.